AUGGAUCAUCCCCAACGCCCAGUAACGCCACCGACAAGACCAGUUGAUAACUCGUUUUCGACGUACUCACCGAUAACACGCCAUGCACCUAAAUAUUGGGGCCACCCAGACGCUUGGGGCUAUUGCUGUCACUGUUCUUGCUUCUCACGGGCGCUUAGCGAAAAGUAUGCGGAUGGAGAUGCUUACCGUAAGGCAUACGAAAAGCAUUGGACCGAAACAAUAGACAAAUGCAACGAUGGACCAAAGGAGUUAUUCACACUCUUCCCAAAACUUCCCGAUGAACUCCAGUUUCGAAUCAUCGAAUUCGCACUUCCUAGAGGUCAAACUAUCCAGCCAAUGCCGAAAUGGAUCGAAGGGGAAAAUCCCUUUGACUUACCCUUCCAUCUAUACAUAGUUCCUCGCAGAUCCAAUGCCGAAGACCAUAUGUUCGAAAAAACAAAGCCAUUCACGAAUCCAGCCCUUCUCCAGGUAAACAGGAAAAUACGUGCCGAGUUGCAAAAGAAAUUCACGCUUCUCACCUUGAGGGUUGGUGAGGAUAAAAAGAAGUUCCCUGACCACGACGUGGAUUUAAUGGCUUAUUUCGAUUACAAGUGCGACAAUGUAUCGUUCUUGGAAGCCUGCUACUCGCGACAACUUGUAGAUUGCGGACCUACAGCGGCCGAAACACCAUUGACGGAAUUCGAAAAGCACGUUCAGCAUAUCACUAUUCGCCGUCAGGUGUGUAUAGCUAUGCGGGAAUGGAAUUUAGACACGCUUCUUUCAAGGUGUCAAUCUCUCAGGACAAUCACAUUUCCCCGCUCCAGAGACACACACUGCUUAAGACAUCAACAUAUCCAAUGUUUGAGUUUUUGCAUAGGUCGGGGCCACAAGGAAGGAGAAAGAGGAGAAUUGCAGUUACGGAAGUCUUUUGAGCUGUCUGGUAGUACUGUACCGCAAAUUAUUGACCUCGAUGACGAUCUUCUGCCUGGGAAAGAACGCGCGAUGUUCAGUUGCGAUGAUGCCGAGUGCUCGUAUUGUAGGAGAAACAUCGUUCGAUAG
Molecule: messenger RNA, 1038 nt
Organism: Glarea lozoyensis ATCC 20868
Lineage: Eukaryota; Fungi; Ascomycota; Leotiomycetes; Helotiales; Helotiaceae
Exons: 2
Coding region: 1-1038 (345 amino acids)
Source: RefSeq, a predicted model, not a curated record